AAUCCUCCAAAGCAGAAACGGAACAUAUGGAUCUGGUUGCAGGCGAUCUCCUGAUGAUAACGUGUGAUCCCAAAUUGAGAGUGGAAAAAUUAAUAGGUGGUGUUGCACAUAUAUUAAUGAAGCAGCCAGGUGAUGUCGUGGUAUACAGGAAUAUUGACGCUAAGGCAAAAGAUCAAUAUCCAGGAGCAUCUUAUUCUAUGAAAUUGGAAACAAAGAAUGGUUGGGCCUAUUUCCAUUACAAUAUUACAAGUCUAAAGGUAUCUGACUCUGGUUUGUGGCAGUGUUUAACUCAAACUGGACCCGAUAACGAAAAGAAGUACAUCAGGAACAUGACGUUGAGUGUCAAACCCGCUGCUGAUGUUGGCCCAGUAGAGUUGAUUCUGGUCAAGACUUCUGAUGGCAAAGAAAUGAAAUUAAUCCAUGAAGAAGGAGGCACACAUUCAUCUACAACUGGUGUUAAGUUGCUCAGUGGAACUUAUACCAUGUCAUGUGUUGCUGAAAAUGGCUACCCUGAACCUAAGUACACUUUAAUGCUGAAUGGACAGGAAAUCAGCAAGGAACAGGUUGCCACCUUCAAUCUGACAACAGCAGACACGAACCUGGCUUGUAAUGUCAAGGUUCCUCGCCAAGAAUUCAGCGAACAUACAUUGGUCUUUCAGCUGAGGAUUGAAGAAGUUGAACCAGAAAUCACGUGUUCAACCACAAAAGCACGAUUGAAUGAUGGCCGGGCAGUGAUGAACUGUACGGUAGUGGCUGCUGAUGUGACCUGUAAGAAGGUCGUUUGGAAGUCGGGAACAACGAAUCAAAACUUUGAGCAUGGAGGAACUAAGGUCAUGGGAUAUGACCUUAGCUGUAUGAGCAAUGGCGUAAACAGUGUCUGGAGUUCGCUGGAAGUCAAGAACCUGCAGCAGGAGCACUUCGAUGACACGUACUUCAUCAAGAUCAAGGACACAACAGCUGGCGACUUUCAGAAGGAACACCAGCUCAAGCUGUUGCGAAAGGCUGGCGCCCUCAAUGGGUCAGUGCAGAUGACAUCUUUAGGAUCACUGGCACUCAUCUCAGUGGUGACGCUACUGAAGAUUAUUCUGUAAACAAGUUAGGCUGUGUGCUUAGGAAAGAUCGAUGUGAAUCACAGUGCUUUUGAUUGACAUAUAGGUGGACUGCAGGUACAUGUGUUGUGAAGUGGUUUUAAUUACAGUAAAGUGGCACUGACGAUUCAAGUUGGAAAUGAAGAAACAAAAGCCCCGUGAUUUGAAUGUGACAUGGGAUAGGAGUUGUAAGAAAUUAUGCAAAGGUUGAGAUGAAGUAAGCGUGCAAGCAAUCUCCACAAGCUUGAGAGUACGCUGAUUGUGUACCACUUCUAGUCUCAACGCCUAGGGACUUUCCUAAAAGGAAUGAUACACCAGUUACACAACGAUAGAAACACAGCAUGUUUUUAUACAUUUUAGCUUUACACAUCUUUAAGGGUCAUAUAAAGGAAAAAAGAAAAUCAAUCUUGAUCCUAGAUAAUACCGUAUAAAGGGAGGUAACCCUCAUAUUAGGACUGGUUAUGUGGAACAAAUGUAUUUGGUAGCUGUUUCCUAUCUGGUCUACAUGAUUCAGGCCCCAGGAAAAUUUAGUCCCUGAAAUUUUUCUGAAUAAUUUUUGGUUGCAUUUAUUGACAAGCUAUUAUUAGUUAGUCCAAGAUAAACAAAACAGGAACUGAAUAGGUGUUAACGUUAUUGUCCGGUUAAAAAGUUACCCAGCAGGAACAAGUCAAAAGAGAAAUCCAGUUUUCUUUCUUAAGCAUCCUGAUUGAGAUAUUUUUAGAAGUAGAGUAGAAAUAGAUUCAUGUCAUCAUUAUUCGCUUGCAUAUAAUGUCACUCAGAAAACAGUAUAAGUUGGUGUUUUUUUCAUGUUUCAUUAAAAAUGGCCAUUGACUUAAUAAAAAAACCUUGGGAGAUAUUUUGAACAGUAAUAAUUUUUCAGUUCUAAAAAUAAUUUCCAAUUUAAGAAUCCCCGUACCACUGCAAAACACUAACUGCGCAUCAGACACUUUUUUUCUCAGCUAGAAUAUAGCUUUGAUAAAUCAUUUCUGAAAAGAAAAAUACAUUGCAGGACUUUUAUUGAAAAAUAUAAUGAAACUGACCUAAACAAAAUAAAACGUAACAGGCUAGACCGUGAUUUGAACACAGGAUUUCAAAUCGUUAUACUAUCACUAGAACUGAUGGAGCUACCUGGUAAUGUGCUGUAAUUAUAUCCAAAGGUUAAUGAAGGGGAGCUUUUGUAUUAUUAUUAUACGAAAAAAACAGUACAGUGGAACAGGGAUUUUUAAUAGAGGAUAGAAACGAAUUAUGAAUUGAAUAAUAAUUACAACGCAGUAUUGGUCAUUUGUCUUGCUUACAUGUUCAUUUGACUAACGCCUGCUAAUUGAAUUAAAAAAAGAAAAUCAUACUUGUGUCAUGACCUGUAUGUAGAUUUUGAUGUAAAUGAUUUGAAGACGGAAUGGAUCUUUUCUGCUCAAGUAUAUGUGGUUGGUGACUUUUGACACAUUUUUGUUGUCACUGUGUAUUUUUAUGUUAGAUAUUUUAAAUGAUCACAACAAGUUAUUUUCAAGUCCCAUAUAUCUUAGUUUUAAACCAGCACUAUCAGGAGGUGUGUUUGUAGAGCGAGGGAAUUUAAUAGUAUAUGUUUUAAUGUCGACAUGAUGAACCGUGUGUUGUAUAAAUGUGUAUGAGCUGAUGUAAUUAUGUAUUCUACAAAUGUACGACAUUAAAACAAUGUGUUUUGGCUUAAUUUUCACGACACACUUUACCUCUGCAACACAUUUUAGUAGAUUUGAAUCAUUUCUGCUGAACCCCGGUUUGUUUCACACACACACACACAGCUGUACUUCAUGUAUUUCUACUAUCUGAUGUAAGAAGUAUUGCUUUUCCUUCUAAAAUCUUCAUUGUAGAAAUUCAUCAAGUGUAAACACAUUAACUUUGAUAUAACUAUCCAACCCAUCACAUAGGCAUCUCAAAAGGUUAAAAUACUUUACAGCUCUAAAUAAACCUUGAAUGGCAUGCAACUAAGUAAAAGUGAAAUACAUGAAAGUAAGCGGAAAUCCUUGGAAGUAAAAAGAGUGAGGCUCCCAUAUGUACUAAUGUAUUUAUUUCACCGACAGCAGACAACACCUGAAAAUUUGUGCCAAAACCGCAGAAAUUAACUUGAUCCCAUAAAAACCAGUGUUGAAAAUUAAACAUGUAAAGAUCAAAAUGUGUCCACUUGUGAUAGGAUUACCGUAGGAGCAUGAAGUAUUUGGUUGUUAGACUAGGAGAUGAGAAAUGCUAGAAGGUUUAGUGUGACGAGCCUUUAGGUAAGCUUAGUGAUAUGUAUGCGGAUGUUUGCUGUGCCUUAUAAGGAAGACAACUUAACUCAUGCGUAGAAAAAAAAUGCCUUAUGUUUUCUUUGCUGAAAUAAUGGUUGGUUUGAAAAGGAACAAACAGAUUGAUUGCAUUUUUUUUCAUUCUUAAUUCAUUCACCCCUGAAGAAGCAUUUGAACUCUUCCAAUUCAAAGGUUGGAAUAGUUCAUUAUGAAAUUUCAGGGGUGAAUGAGUUAAUUGCAUAUAAAAUCAAAUAUUGGUUUGAAAAUUAGGACAUUUGGUUGGUUCAGGCAACUGUCAUAAUAAUAAACAUUGGGGAAAUAUAUACCUUAUACAUAGUUAUUACAAAAAAAAUUGAACUUUAUUUUUACCAUGGCCAAGUGCUUCUCAAGAUUCAUUCCAUAAAUAUAAGUAGAAAUUUUGAUACAUUAUUCAUAUUCCUGAACUUUUGUUUAAUAAAAGUAACUAUGUUUAUAAUCAGGCACCUGUGUAUUAACAAAGGCUUAAUUAUCCUUGGUGUAGUGCCAGGAUGAUUGUACAGAAUCAAUAGGGUUGUACAUUUCUAUUUAACAACCUUAAGUUGAAUGUGGUUACUGUGCUUGUGUAACCAGUCUUUUACUGGGUGGAAACAAUGUUCUGAAAGAAGUGUGCCAGCUUGAUGUUUUAGAAUAUAUGCGACUAUAUGUUGACGUCCCAAUCAAAACAGAAGCACUCUUCCAUUGGAACAGGUUGUGGGGGCCUGUAAUAUAAUUGUAUGUAAAUUUUAUGUGUUUGUUUACAUGUAGUACUUGUGUUUUAGCAGCUUUUCCCAAUGUAAAUAACACAAAUGUGGUUUUAAAUACAUGUAUAGUAAACUUUAAUAUUCAUCGUUCAGACAUUCAGUAGACAUGUCUAACCAUCGUGUUAUACUGAGAAACAUUUUACUGUAACAGCAAGUCAUCUUCAUCUUGAUCAUUAAUACAAUCAUCGUCAUCAUUCUUGUCCGUGCAUACUUGAUUCUCGUUACUUAUAUUAUUGUUGUCGGCGAGUGUGUAUAAUAUCCCAAGGUAACUUAUAUAUCACUGAAUGGAUUCUACAAGUACAUAGUCAUAGCACCUGGUAUGAUGUUUUAAAGAUAUUCAGAGGAUCUGAUUUUAUGAACAAAUUUAAUACUUUAGUAUUGUAUUCUGACGACUUCUGGAAAACAGUACCAGGAGGAGUGGACUAAAAGAAAAAAACAAACGACUUUAUAAGAAUUUGUACUCGCGAUUUGAAAAUUUUGGAUCAAUCAUUAACAGUUCUUGAGCAUUGCCCGUUGUUUUCAAACAACGUUUUCCUCAAGGGUCAUCGAUGUUAAUACACUGACCUCUAUUACCAGAGUUUGUGAGUUUUUAAUAUUGCAAGAUUGCAUUUUUAUUUUCAUUUUUUUAAAUGUGAAGGCAAUAUGUUGGUGUUAAGGAAAUACAGCAAAGAUUAAAGUUAUGUAUAAACAAUGUAACUAUAUAGGACACAGUGAGGUGGGAUCGCCCAGAAAUUCAUGUAUUUAUACAUUAUGUGUCAGUUUAUAGAAUGCAUAUACAUAUAGGUGUUGUGUAAGUACGUUUCAUCUCGCUACUGGGUCAGGCAUCGUCCGUCUAGUCAUCACAGUAUCAUACAAUAUAUAUAUAGUAUAACCCAGAUAAAAUAACUAGUGGCCAGACUAUAGGGGUGUCACAAUAUGCCUGGAGUGUAUAACAGUGCAUUGCAAUACAGAAGAGAUAUUGUUGUGUCAUGUAUCCCAAUAUUAUUAUAUCAUAGUAUUAUUGGUUAUCAAACUAACUGAUAUGGAAUUUUUUAAUUUUUUGAAAUUUCAGCUGAUUCCCACUACUUUUAAUAGCCUGCUUCCAAUCUAAAACACAUAGCAAAUAAAUACAUGAAAAUGAGCUUUUGAAAAGUUGCGAUACAACAAUAUUUCAAUUCUGUACUUGCUGAUAUGAUUUGAUAUGCCUCUGUAUUGCAAUAUACCGGUUUUCCGAUGUAUUGUGAUCAUGACUGGCCUGCCUGACUAUAUAACUAAUUUUAAUGUAAAUAUUUGAUAUGAAAUUGUGAAAAGUAUCUAUUAACCAAAUUAUUUAGUGAUGUUUUAUUGAACAGUUAAUCAGCAGUGUUUUCAGCAGUAAUAUCUUCUGGGCGAUUCCAUCUCGGUAUGUGGCAUACCAUACACAGUCAAUUAUCGCUAACAACAUGUGAACUGACAAUAAAUAAUGGAUAUGUUUGAAGACCAAUUGUACGACGACAUCUGUGGUACAUAACAUGUUCUGUUGUGCAAUAUAUACCAAAUGAUCACUGCCACGUCAAAUGAAAAUCACUGCCACGUCAAAUGAUCACUGCCACGUCUAUCCGUCAGUGGAAUUCUAAACAAUAACAAUCAAAGUAUGACGUGCAAUAUUUUUAACCUGCAAAUUACCUUGUAUAGUAACUCUGUUUGGAAAUUACUGUUUAUGGCUUAAUUUAGCCUUAUUUAAAUUUUACAAAAUAGAAAACCACCGAAAGAAGGUAUAUUAAAAAUAUCACGAAGUUUUACUUAAAUAUAGCAUCUUUGAUGAUGUAUCGAAAACAAUGAGAAAUUGACUUAUGAUAGGUGUUUGCCAACAGAAGUUUCCAGUUUUAGUAUCUUUUAACCUAUAUUGUGACUAAAUGUUUUUUCUGGAGUUUCAUCUGUUAUUCCAUUCAGGAAGAAACCAUAUUUAGCUAAUAACAGUAAUUGUUUAGUUCUGAAUGUUGAAUUUUAUUGUUAUUUGAUUCCAUGCUUCUUUGAUUUGUAAGAAAAUCAGAUUAAUUAAAGAAAUCACAAACUC
This is a messenger RNA of Mizuhopecten yessoensis (Yesso scallop), 6160 nucleotides long. RefSeq lists its product as uncharacterized. The coding region runs from base 27 to 1091 and encodes 354 amino acids. The transcript has 6 exons. The record is from RefSeq and is a predicted model, not a curated record. Lineage: Eukaryota; Metazoa; Mollusca; Bivalvia; Pectinida; Pectinidae.